Molecule: messenger RNA, 3333 nt
Organism: Gambusia affinis (western mosquitofish)
Lineage: Eukaryota; Metazoa; Chordata; Actinopteri; Cyprinodontiformes; Poeciliidae
Exons: 17
Coding region: 204-2957 (917 amino acids)
Molecular function (GO): protein binding
Source: RefSeq, a predicted model, not a curated record
AUCCCGUCUCUCCGCGGUGUUGAUAGGCUGUUUUUCCGUUGAUGCUCCGUCAAUGUGAAAGCCAGUAGGGGAGGAGGAGAGGAAGAGAGGUCAACGCGACUAGCAAUGCAGAUUGCUCACCAAACAGAAGCACAGAGUCAAUAAAGUUGAUCAUAACCACCAGUCUGACUUUGAUACUGGUGCAGCAACCGUGAAAUAACGAGAUGAGCUCAACUUCUUCACCGACGAUCGGGGAGUUCUUCCUCAUCCUCAGAGAAAUGGGUUUCACAGAACAACAGAUCCAGGCAGCUGUGCAGGCGGGACACCUUUCUGUGACAGAAGCAGCUGAAUGGCUCCUACAGGGUCAAUAUCCACGGCAUACAUUGGUUAAGCAGACAUCCAAGUCGUCUGAGACCGCACUUUCUGCUUUUAACCCACCCAAAGAUGCAGCGAGCAGCUCCACGCUACCUGCAUCUCCUAGUGACAGCAGGGCAGGUUCGUCUCUGGUCCUGAAGCUGUCCGAAUCGACCUCCCAGCCUCCCGAUCCUCCUCCAGUUGAGUCGCGGAUCAAACAAGACAAGAGCGACUUCGAGGAGAAAGAAAGACAACGUGUGGCUCAGAAAGUCCUGGCUGAGAAGAGGCAAAAAAAGGAGGAGCGAGAGAUGGUGUUAAAGCGGAUAGCUGAGGAUCGGAAAACCUUGCAGGAGAAAAGCCACGGCGGCUCUGCUGCAGACACGGCUCCUCCCAGCAGCGAAGGCCAGAAACUGGGAGGAAAGGUCCAGACAAAUGUUGACAACAACUGUAUCCUCAUGAUCCGGCUUCCCUCCGGAGAAUCCAUGCGUGAGCGUUUCUCUGCCGACGCGCCGCUGCGCAGCGUCGUGGAGCACAUCAGCGGCCGCCACCCCUCCCUGUCCCCCUUUUCUCUCCUCCAAGGUUUCCCCAGAAAACGCUUCGGCGAGGCCGAGCUGGCAUGUUCGCUGCGCUCUCUGGGCCUCACUCCGAAUGCCGCUCUCUGCAUUCAGACCACGCCGCCAGAAACGCCUCAGGACCCGCCGAGCCCGGCAGACCCGCUGCCAGCGCCUCCCAAUGAGCCGCUUCCGUGCAUUUUCCCCCCGCCGCCGCUGCAUGUUCCCUUUCCAGAGGAGGCAGAGAGGCUGGAUCCAGCGGCGGGUCACCGACUCCCGGACGGUUUGUGGGAGGAGGCUGUGAAUUAUGCAGGGAUACCGAGAGCCAGUCCUCCGGUCUCUGGCCCUUCACAUUUCUGGGGGCGAGGCCAGAGACUGGUUCCUGGUGACCCAGAAGUUCCUGGACUGGAAGCUGAUGAGGGACCGGAAGCAGAGGAAGAACCACCACAAAUUCCUAACGGAAUGCCGAGGCUGCCUUUCUUCCCGGACAACAGGGUGCGAGGAGGAUUUGAACCCCGACACUUCUGGCCGGACCAGGGCAAUCGCCUCAGAGACGCUCCAGAGGAGGAUCCAGCUGACCCCGAGGAGGCAGAGGGUCCAGUGGCACAUGUAGCUGCAGGUCAGGCUGCGGUGGAGCGCCUUCAGAGGGCUGCACUACAAGAGGACCACAGCGCCUCUCAGGGACAGCCAACUCCACCUAAAAGACCCUUCAGGACACCAAACGUGCCAUCCUUAUGUGCCUUGGCCAUCCGUGCAACUGUCCAUCUCAUGACAGCUCCCAGCAUGCAGUACAGCAGCAGCCUGGCAGGUCUGACCCCGGAGCUGGCGGAGCUGCUCCUCAGCCACAUGUCCAGAGAGAGGCUGCUCCGCCCUCGCACCCUGGAGCUUUUCUUCGGCUGCCAGUUGCAGAAAUUAGUCCUGAACUGCUACCCUUACUCCACCAACGAGCUCCUGCGGCAGCUGCGAGCCUUCACGACGCUGAAGCACCUCAGUCUGGUCAACUCGCCUCUCAUCACAGAUUCUGGUCUGUCGGUCCUUCCCAGUCUGGUCAAGCUCCAGUCACUCAACCUGGCGUCCUGCAGCAAACUGACCGACUCCUGUCUGCAGUAUAUUACAGGCUUGAAGAGCCUGUGUGUCCUGUCCCUGGAUCAGACGAAAGUGACAGAUGCUGGGAUGGUUCAGUACCUCCAGUCGGCUCCUUCCUGUCUCUCUCAGCUCAGCCUGAACCAGACAGAAGUGACCGAAGCCACCCUGGCUGCACUCCCCACCUGCGUACCACAGCUGCGACUCCUCAGCAUCAAGCAGACGAAGGUUAAAGAUAUUUCAGCUCUGGCAGGGAUGUCCAGUUUGCAGACUUUGAAUCUGAACGGGACGGGUGUGACGGAGGAAUCUCUGGAGAGCAUCUCCACCCACCCAACUCUGUCUUCUCUGAGUUUAGGAGGAAUCUCUGUGAAAGAUGGGAAUCAUGCCCUCAAGAUUAUCUCAGGUCUGAAGUUGACUCAUCUCACGCUUCCUGGACGCCACACUGUGACCGACGGGGGGCUGGGGUUCCUCUGCCGGCUGACUCUGCUGUCAGAGCUGGACCUGAAGGAUUACACACAGGUCACAGACCAAGGAGUCAGCCAGUUAGCCGCCAUGAGCAGGUUGAAGAAGUUGUCUCUGAGUAACACGCAGGUGACGGACACAGGGCUUCCCUCUCUGCGUGGCCUGCAGGAGCUGCAGGAACUUUGUUUGGACCGAACGGCGGUGACGAGUCGAGGAGUGGCCGAACUCAUCACCUGUCUGCCUCAGCUUCAGGUUUUGGGGUUAGCCAGCACCCAUGUGGGAGACUCGGUAGUGAGGAGGGGUUUGAUCCACUGUCAUCAGCUGGUUAAGAUCAACCUCAGCCACACACGGAUCACGGACCAAGGUCUGAAGCACCUGAAAGACAUGCGUCUGGCUCAGGUCAACCUGGACGGCACCGGGGUCAGUCUGAUGGGCAUCGCCAACCUCCUCUCGCUGACCAACAUCGGCAGCGUCCGGGCCACUAACACUCGCACUAUUCCGCUGGACGCCGUCUCAGACGAGGACUGAGGACGCCUCUGCUUGGACGAAACAAACACUGAGGAACCUGAGCAUGGCUGUCUCCUGCUGGCCUCCGCACCAUGCUGCUCCCGGGACCAACUGGAAACGGCAUUGAGUGAAAACACUCCUCCAAAUUGCACUGUCUCAACUCCAGCUAGUGCCGCUAAUCUGACAAUCGCUGAAACCUUAAAAGGACAUUUCAGGGUUUUGCAGAGAAGUUCUGGUUCUGAGCAGAGGAAUAAUGGUCCUGGUGUCUUUAUUUGGUCCAAAUCCAGACUAGUUGUUCCUGGAAGCUGAAGGUUUGAAACCCUAAUAACUUGAUCCUAAAGUUUUUUUUAAAUGUUUUUGGUUAUAAAGACAAGAUUAAAAGUUAGCUCUAGCAGUU